AUGUUAAUGCCGAACACAGAGCUUCAUAAUAACACACAGUCAGUCCAACUCAAUCCCACAAACCCAACAGGACCUUCUAAAACACCCGGCCUAGGGGGAUUCAGGAAAAUCCGCUCCACUGGAGAACCAAUCCAAAAUCCCAUCCCAGGCCUGGCGUCAGAUGUGCUGGAAAUGCGUGUAAAGGAAGGAAGCAAAAUACGAAACCUCUUAGGCUUCGCCAUGUCUCGAAUUGAAAGCGACGGACAGAUGCAGGUUCUGUUCAGUGGAACGGGACGAGCAGUGACCAAAACCAUCACCUGCGCAGAGAUAAUGAAAAGGAAAGUGCCAGGUUUACACCAGGUGUCAAAGCUCCAGUACAGGACAGUGACGGAGGUUUGGGAGAGUCAGGAGAGUCAGAUGACCAUCCACAGAACUUUACCUUCCAUUUGUAUUCUGCUGUCCAAGGAGCCGCUGGACCCGCAGGAGCCCGGAUAUCAGCCGCCCGCCGAAACAAACACUCUCUCAGAGCAACACAGAGGGUUGGAUGGAGGGCAGGGGUCCGGAAAGGCAGAAAAAAGACCACUGAGUCCUUGUGAUCAUCCUGGUCUUAAACGAGCUGCUUUGGGACAGGAUUAAACUCCAGCUCUGUGGAAGAGAUGCUAGGAUAUAAGAAGGAGUUUGUAUUAAAGUAUAUUUUUGGUGUAUUUAAUUAGAUGUUUUUGAUAAAUGAAGGAUGUAAUAAAUGUGAAUGUGUCAUUUGA
Messenger RNA from Danio aesculapii, 740 nucleotides. RefSeq names its product ribonuclease P and MRP subunit p25, a (gene rpp25a). NCBI's taxonomy places the organism in Eukaryota, Metazoa, Chordata, Actinopteri, Cypriniformes, Danionidae. The coding region runs from base 1 to 615 and encodes 204 amino acids. The transcript has a single exon. Gene Ontology annotation, cellular component: ribonuclease MRP complex. The record is from RefSeq and is a predicted model, not a curated record. Gene Ontology annotation, biological process: tRNA 5'-leader removal. Gene Ontology annotation, molecular function: RNA binding.